AUGGUAGGAACAUGUCAAGGCACCAACACCUCGGGAAAAGAUAAGAAGAAUGUAAAGAAGGUAAAGAAAUCAUCCAAUGAGGAUAAAGUUGUAGUCAAUAUGCAUGGUGUAAAAAUGAAAGGUGUUAUGAUUGGAGGGAUGAUUGAGGUUAAUGAUUUUUAUAAUAUUACACAAACCCUAGAAACUAUGAAUGCAUGUGAUAACCCUCUAAGUGAGAAUAAUAUUGAUAAGACUCUAAAUAAUGAGUCUAGUGAGAAAGAACUCAAUACUUGUCAGGAUGAUGGAAACAAGGAUGACAACAACAAUGUCGAUGACAUUCCUCAUAGUAAAGAGAAUGAGUCAAAUGGUUAUGAAGAAUUUAAUAACGAAGAUUAUGGUUCUGAAGCAAGUGAAGAGGAAGGUGACAAAAUCACCGAAGAGGUUGAAAACGUUAACCAAAUGGAAGAACGAGAGGAAAUUAAAGAAGACAUGAGUCAAUAUGAUGUUAAUGACAAUAUCAUUUCCAAUAUUGAUGAUGAAGUCCUGAUUAUUAAUGUUAAUGAAACUACAACAAAAUCUGCAAAAAGAUCUAAGGAGAAGGCUUGGAAAAGGAUAUCUACUUUGAAACCCAUGAAGAACACUACCAAAAAUUAUGCCACACCAAUCAAGAGGAGAAAAAUAUCUAAGAAGAAUGAGGAUUUCCUAAAUAAUAAGAAGUCUACGUGGAAGAAAAGUGUUACUAAAAAGCCUACCAGUAAGGAGAAGUUUAUGAUGAAGCGGAAGAAGGUUCCAGAAGUGGAAGUCAUUGAGGAAGAUCUCAAUAUCAAUUUGGAUGACAUAUUGGUUCAUGUGAAUAAGAAAAGUAAAAAGGUGGUUGGGAGUAAGAAAUUACCUAACAAUAUUCAUGUAGUUCCCAUGGACAACAUUACCUUCCACUCUAAAGAGAGAGUGUUGAAAUGGAAAUACAUCUACCACAGGCGUAUUGCUCAUGAAAGAUAA
Lathyrus oleraceus (garden pea) is the source of this 978-nucleotide messenger RNA. RefSeq lists its product as uncharacterized. The coding region runs from base 1 to 978 and encodes 325 amino acids. NCBI's taxonomy places the organism in Eukaryota, Viridiplantae, Streptophyta, Magnoliopsida, Fabales, Fabaceae. The transcript is spliced from 3 exons. The record is from RefSeq and is a predicted model, not a curated record.